ACGCCGGUGACAACUCGGACCCCUGCAAAACCUUCCGUCCUGGAGGAAUUCAUUCUGCCUUGAUUUUUCGAAUUUCACCAAACUUAAUCCUGCUGGAGAGGGCAAAAUGACGGACAAGCUCCCUCCUCCGCUGCUUGCGCUCUUCCAGCCGCGCCCGCCCCUUCGCUAUAUCCCUCCCUCAGACCGCGCACCAGAGGAUAUCCAAAAGAGCACCAUCUCCGGUAUUGCGCAGUAUCUCGAAGAUUUCAAAAAGUAUCCGGAAGAAUUACCGUACAAUGCCACCGAGAGCUGGUUCCAGCGCAAACUGCGUCAGAAGGAGGAGAAAAAGGAGAGCCUGAAUCAGCAAUUGACAGACGAUCUGCAGACUUAUGACCCCAGCAACGACUCCCAAGCUCGAGGUGAUCCGUUCAAGACACUUUUCGUUGCGCGACUCAGCUACGACAUCAAAGAAUCUGAUCUGGAACGUGAAUUUGGAAGGUUUGGGCCUAUUGAGAGGAUUCGCAUUGUCAAAGACAGCACAAACAGCAAAAAGCCACAUAAAGGAUAUGCAUUUAUUGUGUAUGAACGUGAAAAAGAUAUGAAAGCGGCCUACAAAGAGACAGAUGGUAUUCGGAUCAAAGAUAGACGGGUUUUGGUGGACGUUGAGCGCGGUCGGACCGUCAAGGGCUGGAAACCACGUCGCUUCGGCGGUGGGCUUGGCGGUCGCGGAUAUACGAAGGCGCUUCCAUCGCGUCCCGUCGGCCCCGGCUCGUUCAAUGCUCCGUCAGGCCCUGGCGGAUUUGGGGGUGGCUUCCGUGGUGGCUUCGGAGGCCGUGGUUUCCGUGGAGGCUACCGUGGAGACCGAUUCGGCCCUCGCGGAGGUGUUGGGUAUCAAGGCAAUCGCAACGGGUUUGGUGGAGGUGGAGGAGGUGGACAAGCACCGCCAAACGCCCCCUCUGGACCUGGAGGUGGCCGGAACGCAGGGUUUGGCGCCUCCUAUGGCGGUGCCGGGCGCUAUGAGCGCGAACCACGAGGCGCUACAGGAAGCAACCUCGAACCCGUUCGCCCUAGAGAAGGAUAUUCGGAGCGUGACCGAAGAGACCAUGAUCGUGAUCGCGAGCGUGACAGGCACAGGGACCGCGAUCGCAUGACAGACAGGGAAGGUGACCGAUACAGGGACCGCGAUCGUGACCGCGAUCGUGACCGUGACCGCGACAGGCAUGGCGGUGGUCGGGAUGACUACGGCCGGAAGAGACACCACGAAGAUGAUGGUUACGAAGACCCUCGUGCAAAACGCAGGUAUUAGGAGGGAUCACUGCGCGGUGGCCACAGGAAAAAGCGUUCUACUUGACCAACCGAGUUGACUUCUGAGGAAGGGUGGGUGGGUAUCCAGGUAGUCUUAUCUGACAUUGAGCAUUAUACCCCCCUGUUUUGCCAAGGGUAAGGUGGGAAAAGAAAGCCAGCGAAAGAUCAGAAUAUACCACGGAAUGCCGACUACGGAUAAAUAAUAGCACAUCUUCUACUUACAACAGUCCUACCGCGGCUCGGGCUGACCUGCUAACAUGGCUCCCCGACACCGACCUCGACCACUUCCAAACAUGACAACUACGCCUACUGUUCAUGCGGAUGGUACUCCAUACCUUCUAGCCAAAGGAGGUCUUUUUUCUUUUCUUUUCCUUCUUCUCCCUUUCUGCUCAUGUCUCGUGUCGGAUUAUACCGUUUUCAUUAUGUCUCUUGUUUUCCUAUCGAUUUC
Penicilliopsis zonata CBS 506.65 is the source of this 1732-nucleotide messenger RNA. RefSeq lists its product as hypothetical. Gene Ontology annotation, cellular component: precatalytic spliceosome; U2-type prespliceosome; U1 snRNP. The record is from RefSeq and is a predicted model, not a curated record. Lineage: Eukaryota; Fungi; Ascomycota; Eurotiomycetes; Eurotiales; Aspergillaceae. The transcript has 4 exons. Gene Ontology annotation, molecular function: mRNA binding; U1 snRNA binding. Bases 107 to 1285 code for a protein of 392 amino acids. Gene Ontology annotation, biological process: mRNA splicing, via spliceosome.